AUGCAAAAGACUAUCCCAACGACAGAGUAUGCCAACGAGGUCCGUAGUGAACCGAUAGAGCACAGGUUCAAUCCGUACUCCGACAAUGGAGGUACAAUUCUUGGUAUUGCUGGUGAGGAUUUUGCGGUUUUAGCAGGAGAUACCAGACAAACCACAGGAUAUAGCAUCAAUUCUAGAUACGAGCCAAAGGUCUUUGAUGUUGGCGACAACCUGUUGCUUAGUGCCAAUGGGUUUGCAGGUGACGCCACGCAAUUGGUUAAGGUAUUUGAGAAUAGACUGAAGUGGUAUCAUUUUGACCAUAAUAAGCCAUUGACGAGCAGCAGUGCGGCCAGAUUAAUACAGCACAUGCUCUAUGGGAAGAGGUUCUUCCCCUACUAUGUGCAUACGAUUUUGGCGGGACUGGAUGACGAAGGUAAAGGUGCCAUCUACUCGUUUGAUCCUGUUGGGUCAUAUGAGAGGGAGCAGUGUAGAGCUGGUGGUGCUGCAGCUUCGUUGAUCAUGCCCUUCUUGGACAACCAAGUGAAUUUCAAGAACCAAAUGGAUCCGACUAGUAACGGUACCAAGAGAAGAGAAAUCAGGUACUUGUCAUUGGACGAGGUGAUUCAGUUGGUGAGAGAUGCCUUUUCCUCUGCAACUGAGAGACACAUAGAGGUUGGAGAUGGUUUAGAGAUUAUGAUUGUCACCAAGGAGGGUGUGCGUACUGAAUAUUUCCCACUAAAGAAGGAUUGA
Messenger RNA from Pichia kudriavzevii, 729 nucleotides. RefSeq lists its product as uncharacterized. The record is from RefSeq and is a predicted model, not a curated record. Lineage: Eukaryota; Fungi; Ascomycota; Pichiomycetes; Pichiales; Pichiaceae. The coding region runs from base 1 to 729 and encodes 242 amino acids. Gene Ontology annotation, cellular component: proteasome core complex. The transcript has a single exon.